AUGUCCUCGAUUCACUACAAGUUUCGAGCGACACUGGAAUACAAGACACUCCAGUUUGACGGGUUACAUAUCACCGGAGCAGAUCUCAAGAAGGAGAUUUGUUUAAAGGAAGGGAUUAAGGCAGAGGCUUUCGAUUUGCUUUUACAGAAUGCUCAUACUAAGAGAAGUUAUACGGCAGAAGAACUCAUUCCUCGAAACUCGUCGAUCAUUGUGCAGCGAGUCCCACGAGAAGACGCCGAAAAGGGUGUCAAUACGGGAGCCGUCGUACGACCCUCAGCAGCAGAAACUGGCUUGGCAGCUCCUGCGCAUAUGAAUCCGGUUCGUGUUUUCUUUUUCUACUUUUGCUAUGCCCUGGAAGCUUUCUCCUCAAUGUUUUUGUUUAAGGAGGAGUUUGAGAAGUUGUCGGAAGAGGAUCAAAUUGCUCAUAUCAAGGAUGUAUCUACAGCAAAGUAUCACUCUAGCAACUUUCAAAAGAAGACGACGAACAUUAUGUCCGGACCACCGCCUCCAACCUAUACUUGCAAUCGCUGCUAUCAACCUGGUCACUGGUACAAGAACUGUCCAAUGGUAAUCACCAUCGCUGCGCGGAUGCGCCUUUUGGUCGCCGUAAGCCGGUAG
Messenger RNA from Haemonchus placei, 618 nucleotides. The record is from the annotation of a GenBank genome assembly. NCBI's taxonomy places the organism in Eukaryota, Metazoa, Nematoda, Chromadorea, Rhabditida, Trichostrongylidae.